Messenger RNA from Leptidea sinapis, 2486 nucleotides. RefSeq names its product solute carrier family 35 member B1 homolog (gene meigo). Bases 227 to 1195 code for a protein of 322 amino acids. The transcript is spliced from 7 exons. Lineage: Eukaryota; Metazoa; Arthropoda; Insecta; Lepidoptera; Pieridae. Gene Ontology annotation, biological process: UDP-galactose transmembrane transport. Gene Ontology annotation, cellular component: endoplasmic reticulum membrane; Golgi membrane. Gene Ontology annotation, molecular function: UDP-glucose transmembrane transporter activity; UDP-galactose transmembrane transporter activity. The record is from RefSeq and is a predicted model, not a curated record.
UAUUUGUGAUUGUGAUUUUAACGUUUUACUUGUAGCUAGUAGGUAGAAUAUUAAGUAUGAUUUAAAUGAAAUAUAAAUGAGAUAAUAUAUUACGUGUCAAUUUCCGAUAGCUGUAGCUAUAUCUUAAGAUUGUAAAUUAACUAAUUACAUAUUAAUCGAAGUAUAUUUUAAGUCAUAAAUUCAACCUCAACAGUAUUGCUUAGCAUUACAAUUUAUCUAUAACAACAUGAUUAAUAAAAAUUCAACUGAAAUUCGCUUUAUAUUCUUUGCGAGUUCAAUAUUUUUCUGUUACUUUAUUUAUGGAAUGCUGCAGGAGAAAAUUACAAGAGGAAAGUAUGGAGAAAAUAAUGAAAAAUUCACAUGCACAUUAUCACUAGUUUUAGUUCAGUGCAUCGUCAAUUUAAUAUUUGCACAAAUUUUAAUGUUAUCAUGGAAACAUGAAAAGGAUUCAACAAGAAAACUCUAUUAUUUCUCAUCAGCACUCACAUACUUAUUAGGAAUGGUUAGCUCAAAUAUGGCUUUGCAGUGGAUUAAUUAUCCCACACAGGUAGUCGGUAAAGCAGCAAAACCUAUUCCUGUAAUGGUGUUAGGUGUUUUACUUGGAAGAAAAGUUUAUCCAAUCAGGAAAUACUUUUUUGUGUUCCUCAUUGUAACUGGUAUUGUUUUAUUUAUGUAUAAAGAUCAAACAAAGACAGUUACUGAAGAGUCACAAGGAAUGCUUAUCGGAGAGUUGUUAUUAUUCCUUUCCCUGACAAUGGAUGGUCUAACUGGAGCUGUACAGGAAAGGAUAAAGAGUGAAUCAUCGCCAACUGCAUAUUCUAUGAUGUUGAACACUAACUGGUGGUCUUCUUUAAUUCUAUCGGUUGGUGUUCUCGUGAGCGGCGAAGUAUUCAAGUUUGCUGUGUUUGUAACCCAAUAUCCUGAAACCCUUAUAUAUUUGACAGGAUUUGCACUAACCGGUGCACUGGGACAACUAUUCAUAUUUUUCAUGGUAUCUGAGUUUGGGCCCUUAGCGUGUUCUGUUGUGACAACAACCAGAAAGUUUUUCACGGUGCUAGCAUCUGUUCUUUUCUUCGGCAACGUGCUAUUGGUCAGGCAGUGGAUAGGCGCCAUUAUUGUGUUCACCGGUUUGUUACUAGACAUUUUAUACAGCAAGAGUAGAGCGCCACCAGCGAAGCGAGUUGUAAACAAGUAGUUUACGAAUUUCCACAAGUACUGAAGUUUGGCCGGGAAUAAUUAAUUUUUGAAUUGUGUAUAGUGUAAUUGUUUGUCACUUGACUAGCUAUGACCAAAAGCUGUUAUAUUUUAUUUAUUUUUUUUAGUUGAAAUAUUAAUAAAUAUUUUAUAUUUUUAAAGCAAAUAAUUUAUAUCAAUGUGUUCAUCAAAGCAAACUAGUUUUAUCAGCCGCUUCAGUAAUAGCCUAGCUUUUUAAUUAAAUUUGACUUACAUGUUUUAUUAUUUUGUGUUUACUGAAUAAACGUAUAAAUAUAUAUUAUAAUAACCGAACUAAAUAAGAUUAUAAAACGGCCUUUAGCCAUUUGUCUAAACUCUAAAACAUCCGUAAAAUGACUGGGCUAGUUGUUUUAAAUGUAUUAAAUGCCGUCAUGCCAGCAAAGGAUUAAGUUAGCCAGUUUCAAUUAGAUGAUUGCAAUAUUUAUAAAUAAUUGCUAAAUUCCAAAAAAAAAAAAUGCGCACACCACUGUCAGUUUUUUUUCUGAGACUGGAGUUUAGUAUGUAAGAACGAGUGUCUUCUGAUAUACCAGAUAUGCCAAAAUAUACUAACCUCAAAGAAUCGAUGUGUGCUUUCAGACCACUCUACAGAAGUGAGAACUUCACCAAGGUCAGGUUAAUACGAUAUGCAACUAUAUUUUUUUGGAGCGCGAUCAGUCAGAGCAAGUUCGCCAAAGUAAUUUAUACACAACUAAAUAAUAUAAUAAACUAUAAAGAUAUAGAGAAAAAUCCUGUUCUUCGUAUUUUUAACCUCGCCUUGAUGAUGAUUUCACUCCUGUCAUGUCGUUAUUGUAGUUAUUUUAUUUACUCUAUGGUCGGAAAUAGUAGAGCCAUAGCGUACUAAUAAUACUAAUGUAUGUGGAUACAAAGGCAAGCAUACAAAUCUCUUACCGUUUCUUUGAAUAUAGCAAAGUGGUAUUUACAAAAUUUUAAUAUUUAAGUAUACUUAUUGUUUCAUGUAGAUAUUUGAUGAUAUUUUCAUUGUAUGUUUCAUUUGUUUGGCCCAUGAGUUAAAACUUACGUCAUUAUUAAGUGACUUAAUAAUUGGUUCAGAGGCAAACUUUUAUUACUGUUGUAGCUGUGAAUUUAUACCUUUUUUUAUUUCAAACGUAUUGAAAGAGGACAGAUGUAAAUUUUAAGUGAGAUAUUUUAAAUAUACUAUAAUUUUAAUAUUACUCGAUAAUAUUUAUAAUAUUGUGUACAAUUUUUUUUAUAAUGUUUUAUGACAAAUAUAAAAUAAUAAAUGUGAAGAGUAA